Molecule: messenger RNA, 468 nt
Organism: Haemonchus placei
Lineage: Eukaryota; Metazoa; Nematoda; Chromadorea; Rhabditida; Trichostrongylidae
Source: the annotation of a GenBank genome assembly
AUGUUGGCGACUAUAUGCCAAGGAUUGAAGGAAUGCGAUUUCUAUCAACUCCAUGGAGUACCUGACUUGCGAUGGAACGAUCAGCUGGCCGCCCAAGCGCAGGCGUGGGCCGAAAAGGUUGCUCGUCAAGCCUACGUAACAUACAAGGAAAUGAGUGGACUAGGAGAGAAUAUCACGUUUUUCCCUCGUGACCUCGAUCCUGAUUCCAUUGUUGAGCACUGGUAUGAAGAACAUGAGAAAUACGAAUACGAUACUCCUGGCUGGCAAUGUGGAACGAACUACUUCACACAAGUAAUCUGGAAAGAAACAGAAGAGGUUGGGAUAGGGCGAGCAAGUGGCAAACUAGCAUCUCCAGGAGAUCAAGUGAUUGUGGCAUUCUAUCGUCCUGCUGGUAAUAAUAAUCGAGCUGGACAAUUUGCUGGUAAUGUGUUGAAGCCAUUGAGACGAGACGAAACGAUUACGGAGUGA